AGCAAACUAGUGACUCCCUAGUCAACGCUGAUUAUGCGAUCGCCUCUGCUCUGUAUCCAGCAGGCCCCCCUCAGAGCAGAAUCCCCAGCCUCAGGGCAGUGCAAGUGAGGCUCAGUGCUUUGUGCACCUGGCCGCAGCAUGGGGUCUGGAUGUCGGGUUUACUCAGCCCUUAACUGGGCGAGGCCCACACUGAGGUCACUGGGAGCUUUACCCAAGUGAGGCAUAUUAAAGCCUCAGGCCCCAGCUUGUGCAUGGCCCCACACAGCUGUGUAACACAGGGGAGCGGGUAAGGUGUUCCCCUUGCCCCUUGCAUUGCUGCACAGGGGCCUCUUGCAAUACAAGUCCCUGUGCUCCGGGGAAGGGCUGUGCAUUCCUGCUCUCCCACAGGAGAAUGAGCUGGAGAAAGGGGGCAGGGAGGAGUUGGUGUCCUGGCCCUGCGUCCUCCUGUGCCGGUCCCCAGAGCAAGAGCAGUGCAACUAUGGGAAGCGUCUAUGCCAGUCUAAAGGCUGGAAUGAGGAUUGUGCAUCCCCUUUGCAAGGAACACACCAGUAGAGGGCACAAGCUGUCUGGUGCCCCGUGUAGAGCAGUGCACCACCACAGCGCCCCCUACCAAAGGGCUGUGGCAUUAAAGCCACAUGCUGACCCCAAGGAUUCAGCUCCGUGUUCUUUCAUCCAUGUAGUGUGCUCCCCAUGUGCAUUAAGAGGAGACGGGGGAGUGAUCUUUCCUUUAGAGGAAACCAGCCUUCCUCGUGCUCUUGCUCGUUUGCAGGUCUGUCUGGGGCACAGGGGAGUCUUCUGGAGUUUCGAAAGAUGAUUAAUCAAGCCACGAGAAAAAGUGCCAUCCUCAGUUAUUAUGGGUACGGCUGCUACUGCGGGUCUGAUGGCAGAGGGGAACCGAAGGAUGCGACAGAUUGGUGCUGCCGAGCUCAUCACUGCUGUUACGAAAGGCUAAAAGCUAAUGGAUGUUAUGGGAACAGACAGCGAUAUAGUUACACCUACAAGGACGGAGACAUCCUGUGUGCUUUGGGGAGCUGGUGCGAAGAACAGGUCUGUGAUUGUGACAAGAGCACGACUCUCUGCCUGGAAAGGAACCUGAAGACGUUCAACAGCCGCUACGUUCGCUACCGAGACAGCAAGUGCACAGGAUUCACACCCAGGUGCUAGGGGCCACCCUGUCCCCAGCCCAUUAUUUUACUGACCACCCAGCUGACAAGAGUUUGCACAUGCUGUUUCCCCAGGACCAGUGAGCCAGGAGCGGGACUGUAGAAUGGACUGUGACCUCUGAGCACUUUGCUACAGAGGACAAGAGAAAUUCCAGGGAACUGCUUUUAAAUAGUCCAGCAGCUCUACCUUAAAGUGGGUCACUAGAGCAGACCAGACCGGAAGAGAACCACGUCAGGUGGCUGGUCGCCAAUAUAGGAAGGAUGGUUGAGAUACUGGGUUGGGUUCAAUUCCUGGCUCUGGCACUGACUUCCUGUGUGACCUUGGCCAAGUGCAGAUUUUAAAAGGCACUUAGGCACCUAACUCCCAUUGGAACCCAUGGGACUUAGGUGCCUAAGUACCUUUAUGAAUCUGGGCUAUAAUCGCUCUAUGCCUCAGUUUGCCCCUCUGUAACAUGGGGAUAAUAGUCCUUUCUUUGCCUGUGACUGUAGAGUGUAAGGGACCGUCUCUUCCUAUGUGUUUGUACAGCACCUAGCAUGAUAGGGCUUUGAUCUCAGUUUGUCCUAGAAGUGCUACUGGGAUAUAUAUAAUACUACAGUACUAAAAAUGGUGACUACGGACCAUUUGGUUGAACUGGGAUUCUCCUAGGAUUGCUGGCAUAAGCUCCCCAUUGUUUAAUAUUCUGAUUACAGAUUCAUUUCCUUCACUUUAGUUACCAUGCUGUUCCCUUUCCUUUGCUUCUAAAUAAAAGUGAGCAGAUCACCUUA
Messenger RNA from Chelonia mydas (Green sea turtle), 1928 nucleotides. RefSeq names its product basic phospholipase A2 homolog Gln49-PLA2. The record is from RefSeq and is a predicted model, not a curated record. Bases 691 to 1164 code for a protein of 157 amino acids. NCBI's taxonomy places the organism in Eukaryota, Metazoa, Chordata, Testudines, Cheloniidae. Gene Ontology annotation, biological process: lipid catabolic process; arachidonate secretion; phospholipid metabolic process. Gene Ontology annotation, molecular function: calcium ion binding; phospholipid binding. The transcript is spliced from 3 exons.